UCAAUUCUUCACCUUAUAUAUAUAGUUGAUUAUGAUUUUAUUGUAUUUUGCUGUGAUAUAUAUCUCACAGUAUAAUGAUGGUGAUUUGGUUUUGCUUGUUGAUAACCCUCAUCAUCACCAAAGGUAGCUCUGAUCUUCUGCAAUAUAACUGCGUAAAUAAAACUUCUUACACUCCUAACAGCACCUAUAAAACCAACCUUCAUUCUCUUCUCUCUAAUCUUCAUUCCAACGCCACCCGAGACACCGGUUUCUACCACACCACAGUCGACACCGUGCACGGUAUGUUCUUGUGCCGGGGCGACGUCUCCACGGACGUUUGCGGCGGCUGUGUUGGAGAUGCCCGUAAUCGGAUAUUAGACCUUUGCACCAACGAAAAGACGGCAAUUAUUUGGUACGAUAACUGCAUGUUGCGUUACUCGGAGAAGUCGAUGUUGGGGAUGGUAGACCAAUCUGCCUGGUUAGCAUGGAGAAACAAGGAGAACGAUUCUCAACCAAAUGGGUACAUGCGGUUGGUGGGAAACAUGUUGGAUCAGAUAACCACUCGAGCAUCAUUAUCCAGUGGUUCUGGCAAGAAAUUUGCAGUGUUGGAAGCUAAUUUUAGUCCCUUUGAGAGGGUGUACGCUCUUGGACAGUGUACCCCGGACCUUUCUAAGGUUGAUUGUCAGAUAUGCUUCAGAAAUGUUAUUGCAAUGCUGCCUGGUUGCUGUUAUGGAGCCGUGGGUGGUAGAGCUGUGUUCCCAAGCUGUAACGUUAGGUAUGAGCUCUACCCUUUCUACAAUCUCUCCGCCGUGGCGGCACCACCGGCACCGCCUCUGACCAAUCCUCCUCCUCCUUCUCCUCCACCACCACCGACUAUGCUCGCCAAUUCCGGUAGCAGCAAAGGGAAUAAAAGAAAAGUGACUAUUGCAGCCUCUGUUGUGUCAAUCACUGGGACAUUAGUCUUCCUUUUAUGCUUCUAUUUCUUGAAAGUGAAAAGAGCAAAGAAAUCCCAUUGUAAUGAGAGGGGGACAACUACUGGCACGAGUGAAAUUGAACCAGAGCAGUCCGUACAAUAUGAUUUUAGUAUUAUUGAAGCUAUCACGAAUUGCUUCUCCCCUAAUAAUAAGAUUGGUGAAGAUGGAUAUGGCACUAUUUACAAGGGAAGGCAUCCCAACGGGUCAAAGGUAGAGGUGAAGAGGCUGUCAAGGAGUUUAACAAAAGGAGAUGUAGACUUCAAAAAUGAGAUUGCACUGGUUGCGAAGCUUCAUCAUAGAAAUUUAGUAAGACUGCUAGGGUUUUGCUUGCAAAGAGAAGAAAAGAUACUCAUCUAUGAAUUUAUUUCUAACAAAAGUCUUGACUACUUCUUAUUUGAAAAGAAGCAACAAUUGAAUUGGCCCACUCGUUACAAGAUCAUAGGAGGAAUAGCGCGUGGGCUCCUUUAUCUUCAUGAAGAUUCGGGGUUCAAAAUUAUACAUCAUGACUUAAAAGCAAGCAACGUACUAUUAGACGGAGAUAUGAAUCCAAAAAUAUCCAACUCUGGUCUUGCAAGUAUUUUUAAGGUAGAUCAAAUCCAAAGAAAUACAAGUAAAGCUAUCAGAACACGUGGUUACAUGUCUUCCAAAUAUGCUUUACAUGGCUUGCUCUCUAUGAAGUCUGACGUUUUCAGCUUUGGAGUUCUACUCUUGGAGAUUAUAACUGGAAAGAAAAAUAGUUCUUUGUCCAUGAAAUCAACUAAAGCUCAAGAUCUUUGGAGCUAUGCUUGGAAACAUUGGAGGGAAGACAGGGCAUUAGAGAUGGUGGAUCAAAGUCUUGGAGGUUUGUAUUCGAGAGACGAAGUGAUACAAUGUAUCCAUGUUGGGUUGUUGUGUGUCCAAGAUGAGGUGGAUGAUAGGCCAACAAUGGCAAAUGUUGUGUUGAUGCUAAAUAGUCAUUCUGUAACAAGGAGGACACCUAAUCCGCCACUUAAACUUGCGUCUUAAAUGGUGCCCCAGUUUUUGAACACGAUUUAUUUUUUGUCUUACAUUUUUCUGUAAAUUAAAAAUCUAC
Ipomoea nil (Japanese morning glory) is the source of this 2025-nucleotide messenger RNA. Its product is annotated as cysteine-rich receptor-like protein kinase 25. The transcript has 7 exons. Gene Ontology annotation, biological process: protein phosphorylation. Bases 75 to 1958 code for a protein of 627 amino acids. Gene Ontology annotation, molecular function: protein kinase activity; ATP binding. The record is from RefSeq and is a predicted model, not a curated record. Lineage: Eukaryota; Viridiplantae; Streptophyta; Magnoliopsida; Solanales; Convolvulaceae.